Kickxella alabastrina is the source of this 1334-nucleotide messenger RNA. RefSeq lists its product as uncharacterized. The annotation marks the transcript as partial. The transcript has a single exon. Lineage: Eukaryota; Fungi; Kickxellomycota; Kickxellomycetes; Kickxellales; Kickxellaceae. The record is from RefSeq and is a predicted model, not a curated record.
CGCCGGUGGUGCCGUGGCUGCCGACGCUGGCCACGCACCGCAUCAUGCUCAAGGCGCUGUGCCGCGCCAGCCGCACGCUGCAGGCCGUCGCGUACCUGGCGCUGCUAAAGUCGGCGUGGCCGCAGUACGGGGCCAGCGGCGCCAGCGAUCCAGCCGGGCUGCGCGGCCUCGAGCGCAUCGUCCAUGGCCACCUGGCGCAGCAGCUCCCGCACGUGCGCGACCUCUACGGGCUCUCGGCGCAGCCCACGGCGGACCACGGCUUCUACCACACGCGGGGCCACGAGAUCCUCGCCCUGGCGCAGGCUCCGGGCCCGGGUCCGGGUCCGGGUUCGGCACCACACGGCUCGCGCGGCGAUGGGUUCUCGCGCGUCGAGCGGCCGGUGUACGUCAAGGCGCUGCAGGCGUACGCGCUGCAGGGCGAUGUGCCGACGCUUUUGCACCUGAUGGCGCGCCACGCGCACCUCAACGACAUUGCCGCGUGGACGCAGCUCGUGCGCGGCGUCUGCAUGCAGAUCUCCAACAGCCCCACGGACCAGCUCCUGCUGCACCCGCCAGGCACCAAGGCGUGCAGUGCGCUUGAGGCCUCAGGCGCAGCGCCGUCCUGGGUGGAUUUCCUGAUGAAUCUGGCGCUGGCGCUGGCGCCGCGCGGCGUUGUGUUUACGCAGGUGACCUUUGGGAGCAUCGUCCAGGUGGCUGCGCAGCUCGGGUCUCUGCGAGAGGUCUCCCGGAUUGUGCGCUUCAUGCAGGCGCAUUCGGCCGUGCGCUUCAACGUCGAUAUGCUGCGCAUGGUGCUGCGCAUCGCCUGCCCGUUUGCGCUCAAAUGCGCGCUUGUCAAGAGCGCGCUGCAGCUGGAGCCUCGCCUGCCCCCCACAGACGCCCAGUCGACUGUGCGUCCGGACAACAAGCUGCUGUCGGCUGUGGUGCGCAUGGUCGCGGAGGAGCCGGAUUUUGCGGAGCUGCGGGCCUUGGCUGCGCUGUUUUGGGACCGCAGGGGGAUUGCGCUUUUGGACAUGGAUUACGACUGGUUGAUUGCGCUUUGCAGGGAGCUGGGCUUGGGCGCGGAGGCGAGCUUCUGGGCGGACCAUCGUGUGGUCAUGGCCACUGCGAGGGGAAUUCCGGUGGACGGAGAGAUGGUGUCGCUGCGAGGGGGAUUGGCCUAGAAAAAGAAAAAGAACAAGCCCACAUAUCAACCCUGUAUUGUUUCUAUGAAGCGUGUGUAUAUGUUAUAUAAUGCUAUAUAAAUGCUGGAAUGUUCUUUUCAUGCUGGCGCCCUGAGGUGGCUUUUUUUCUCGGCUCUUUUUCCCAACUGAAACAGCUUGUAUGUUCUCUUGGGA